AUGUCUUUCGGAAUUAGCCCGACCGAUGUCUUGAAGUUGGUGGAGGUUUCGACACGAGUGUACUUAGCUUUCAAGGACGCGAACGAAAAUUCUGAGGUUCAAGUGGAGGGUCUCGUACGUGAAUUCACGGCCUUCCAUCAUUGCCUGAUUGAGCUGGACGAGCUCAUGAGAGAUUACGGAAAACCGCUUCCCUUUCCUUUCGAGGACUUCAAAGACACAAUCGAGAGAUGCGAGAAGAGCAUCAAGCCGUAUGCAGAUAACCUCAUCGAUAAGAAGAUGAACUUCACCAAGAUGGUGUACACAAUCAAGUACAUGGGCAAGGAGAAAGAAAUUGAUGGACUAAGAAAGCAGAUUGCGGGUCAUUAUCAGGCUUUACAGAUGUGUAUCUCGUUCCUGCAGCUUCGACUUCAUCUCGAAGCGGCCAAGCAAACCCAACGAUUGCUAGACACGGCACCCUUUCGAUCGAUGAGCCUGGGCGGACAAUGGUAUACUUCGAACGCCUUUGCAAGCACAAAUCGCACAGAUCCACGAGCUCUUCCCGCAGCUGAUGAUACCGAUGGGUUAUUCCAAGAAUGGUUGGUGUUUAGUCGCUGGUUGAAGAGCGAGGACGAACGGGUUGCACAAGAAGCUGGUCUCACUAGACCACUAUCUCUCGGCGACACACCGGUAACGACACUCAGUGGUGACGCACAGACAGCAGCCGUUCUCUAUCAUCUACGGAGAGAGUUGGAAGAUGCUAUCGUUAUUGAAGAGAAUCGUGCAAAAAGAACAGCUGUGGAAAGACGUACGCAUCUUAUCCCUAGCGAUGCUGUCAGACAGGAAGUUAUGAGAAACCUACCACCGGUACCACAACGAACAUACACUCUUGAUACUGAGUUUUCUGGUCUAUUCUCGCGGUUCGACGCUCAUCUAGACAUGAGCGACUCGACAUUCACGAUAAGACCGAACAGCAAUACACCAUCUUCCCCAGUAUCGCCAGGUCGAAUAUCAUACGACCAGUCUUACUUUCCUGCGGCGUCUACCAGUCGCAUCCCAUCUAUCUCGACCUCAGAAACGAGUCCUGCUACAUCGCCAAAUUCCAUGCUCUCGAGUGUGGUGACUGUCGAUACCACACCUGAACUGGGCACCUUGCCUUCCCUUCGCUCUAGGUACUCUGUGACGUCACUUGUCACUCUUACCCUUGGCGAUGGCGCCCUUGAGUGGAAACGACUAUGCCACAAGGUUCAAGUCGAACGCAGAACUGCUUCUAGUCCUCCAGAGUCGCGAGAAUGCGACCUUCAUUGGAGACAUAAUGAGGACGCGGGGCUUGCAAUCAGAUCAGUGUAUCGCUCAGGCGGAGUCGUCAAGGUUUGGACCCUGCAGAGCUUUCCCGCGACGGGUCCGAGCAUCCCUCUCUCGACCUCAUAUCCGGAUGGCGAUGUAUCUCUUGACUUUCCAAGGUCUUCACAUGGUCGGCUCGACAAACGCUGCACCGACAUUAAAUACACUUUUACAGGCCCAGAAGCGACGCUGAAGUUGCAAACUCUUCUGUACACCAACAACGGUAUAGAUGCCGCAGAGCUGCUGUUUGAUCGAUGCGUUUUAGCCGUUUCAUCCAACUUGAACAAGCCGGAGUGCCGUGGGAAAAAUGUCCGCCUUUGGAAAAGAUUCGAAGAGCACAGCGAUCAUGUGUUGGAAGUAUUGACGUUGCUCUUUUACACCAGCGCCCUGCCAGAUGAACAAGCGCAUUGGGUCGAAGAGCCGCAUUACAUCUUUCAAUGGCUGUCAGACGACACGGUCAAAAAAAGCAGCGACAAGUUGACCUUGGUUUUUUCUAGGGAGCCAUCAAGAUGGAACAGAGACAAGCUUAUACAGCGUCGGAAGUCGUCAUUUACAUCGACUACAUCGGUUACUAACACAACUUCGACACUGCGGAAGGAUUCUGGUCAUGUAAUAGGGAGGCCGUCUUAUUCUCCCGGAAUUUCGGGGUUGGUGCGUUCAGGUACACAUGCUUCUUUGACGUCGCCUGCAUCAAACAGAUCAUCGCAGCCACGGUUUGGUCAAACAAGUCGCAGAGCAAACGGAGAUCUCAACCGCUUUGGAUACGAAGAGUUGGAGAUAAGAUUUCAGAACAAGUCUGAUCGUAAAGAUUUUGUGGGCUUGUGGCAGCAGCACGUGAAACAACUUGUUUUGCCGUUGCGAUGA
Messenger RNA from Boeremia exigua, 2184 nucleotides. RefSeq lists its product as uncharacterized. NCBI's taxonomy places the organism in Eukaryota, Fungi, Ascomycota, Dothideomycetes, Pleosporales, Didymellaceae. Bases 1 to 2184 code for a protein of 727 amino acids. The record is from RefSeq and is a predicted model, not a curated record. The transcript has 3 exons.